Nanorana parkeri is the source of this 1648-nucleotide messenger RNA. RefSeq names its product interaptin-like. Gene Ontology annotation, biological process: spermatogenesis. The record is from RefSeq and is a predicted model, not a curated record. Bases 197 to 1648 code for a protein of 483 amino acids. The transcript has 7 exons. NCBI's taxonomy places the organism in Eukaryota, Metazoa, Chordata, Amphibia, Anura, Dicroglossidae.
AGCACAAGAACUUGCCAGUCAAGAAGAAAAACUUCUACUACUGGAAUCCAGCUUGAAAGCAACUCAAGAGCAGCUAAGCGAGCAAAUAGCUGAGACCGUUCGCCAAGAACAGAACAGCAGAAAAUACCAGACAGACCUGAAGAUCCUUAAAGAACGACUCACAGCUACGGAGGAAGAAAAUAGUAAAUACAAGAAAAUGCUUGAAAUUGUGAAAACUGAUUUAACAACAUUAAAAGACCAGCACCAACUUGCAGUUCAAGAGACACUACAACUUCAGCAAGCCAAUCACAUGUAUGAAAUGGAGAUGGCUUCUGUACGAGAAAAUGCCCACAACCUACAGCAGCAGGCUCAGAACUAUGAAGAACUUGUGAAAGGUUUACGGGAAGAGCUGAACCAAGGGCAACACCGACAGCAAGAUGAGCAAAACCAAGUAGAAGAAAUGAGAAGGCAGACUGUGAAUAUGGAAACUGAAAUGGAGAGACUGAGGUCGAGAAAUAAGAGUGAUGCUCAAAAGAUUGCAGAGCAAGAAAAGCGGCUGAUAAAAUUGGAGGAUGAGAUUCGCCAACUGCAAGAAGAAAACCGCUCCACUCAGAGUGAUUUCUUACAGGCACAAGCACAGAUGAAAAUUCUCCAUCUAAACCAUUCCAUUGCAGAGAAACAAAUUAAGCAUUACACGACACAGGCUGAAUUUGAUGAGGAAACGAUAGCGAAACUGCGGGAAGAUUUGGAACAGUCAAAGAAACGAUGCAGAAAAAGUACAAAAAGUCUGGAGUCUGCCGAGCAGAACAUUUAUGAUUUAAACUUGGAAAUGACUUUAUUACAAGCAAAUCACAAACAGACAGUUGAACAGCUAAAUGAAAAAAGCAAAGAGAACUCUGCGAUCACCUCUGAAGUCAACAGCCUUCAUCAACAGAAUAAGAAGAUCAGGGGGGAACUUUCCAGGUUAAAACUCAAGCUGGAACCGGCCAACGCUGACAUAAAAAAGCUUCAGCAUGGAAACCAAAGUACCAAGCAAGAGAUGCUCCCUAUAGCGCUCCCGGGGUCAUACUUCAGGACCCUCGCCAGGAUAACCUCUACCUAUAUCUGGCAGCACCGCACUCCUAGGAUAUCGGGUCGGGUUCUAGCUAGGACCCGUCAGAACGGGGGACUGGCCCUUCCUGAUUUCCGACUCUACCAUGCAGCUGCCCAGAUGGUACGGGUGGUGGACUGGGUGUAUGGGGGCCUGGGAAAGAGUUGGGUGCCCUUGGAGACUGCGGCCAGCGGAGCUCCCCUGUCUGAGGUGAUCUGGUUACCCCCUAAAUGGAGACCUCUGAGCUCGACCACCUUACCUCUGACCGCCUCCACGUUGCGCACCUGGGACCGCUUGCACCGCAGAUACCGAUGGCCCCACAACUCAAUCCUCAUGCCCCUGCAGGGCUCUGACUACUUCCCACCGGGGAAGGAAGACGGAUCCUUUGCACAAUGGACGGACUCCUCUACCCUGAAAUUGAGCGAUGUAUUACAGGGUGAUACCUUACUCUCCUUAGCCGACCUGGGGGCCCGCUGGGGAAGGGUGCCCCUGGAUUCCUGGAAACACCGCCAGCUAUCUCACUUUAUAAGUUCUGUACCAAAACCACUCAGAAGACCCCGAGAUUUUACUUACUUUUGA